AUGGCCGUGGAAGAGGCUACGUUUACUUCCGGCUACGGCAUUCAGACCCAAGCUAUAAGGCGCCGUGGCCUACUUUCAGCUACAGAGCCAGACGAGAAAGACAAUAUUGAGGAGGAGAGGAUAAAGUUAGGCAAAAGUAAAUCGGUAUGGCAUCACCUCGAUGAAUGGGAAAUAGUGAUUGCGCCCACCGUAUUUACAGCUCUUGCGUUUUUUACACGACUCUAUAAAAUUGGCCUAUCACCUAUUGUGACAUGGGACGAGGCACACUUUGGAAAGUUUGGGUCCUAUUACCUGAAGCGAGAAUUCUACUUUGAUGUACAUCCACCACUAGGAAAGAUGCUAGUCGGUCUAUCCGGAUAUCUAGCUGGAUACAACGGAUCAUUUGAGUUCAAGUCGGGGGAGAAAUAUCCAGAAGAGCUAAACUAUACCUUUAUGCGAGCAUUCAAUGCCUUAUUUGGUGCCAUAUGUAUUCCUCUGGCUUACUUUACAGCUCGCCAGCUAAAUCUAAAGCGCCCAGCAGUGUGGCUUACAACACUGAUGGUCCUUUGUGAUAAUUCCUACACCACAAUCGCAAGGUUUAUCCUAUUAGACUCUAUGCUACUCUGCUUUACUCUCACAACAAUUCUUUGCUGGGCAAGAUUUCAUAAUCUUCGGCACCAUAGUUUCAGCUUAGAGUGGUUCACAUGGCUCUUCCUAACUGGCCUCAGUAUUGGAUGUGUGUGUAGUAUCAAGUGGAUCGGACUAUUCUGCACUGCUCUUGUCGGGAUUUACACCAUAGAAGACCUCUGGAACAAAUUUGGUGAUAUAGAUAUGCCAAAGUCUACAUUAGCAGCUCAUCUUGCUGCAAGAAUAUAUGCUCUAAUUGUUAUACCGUUACUUGUUUAUAUGCUGUCAUUUGCCCUUCAUUUUAAUAUACUUGAGAAUAGUGGCCCAGGAGAUGCCCAAAUGAGCUCAUUAUUUCAAGCCAACCUUCGGGGUACUUCAGUCGGCAAAGAAAGUCCAAUAGACAUAGCCUAUGGGUCUAGAGUUACAAUUAAGAAUAUGGGAUACGGUGGGGGACUUCUACAUUCUCAUGUUCAGACUUAUCCCGAAGGAUCAAACCAGCAGCAAAUUACGUGUUACCAUCACAAAGAUUCCAAUAAUGAAUGGCUGUUCUAUCCGAAUCGUAACGAGCCUGAAGUGGAUCCCAACUCACCACUCAAGUAUGUUGCUGAUGGUGACAUGCUACGCCUGAUUCAUUUCCAGACGGGGCGUAAUCUACAUUCCCACGAAAUUCAUGCGCCAGUCACCAAAGAACAUCGUGAAGUCUCUUGUUAUGGUAACACAACCGUGGGUGACGAUAAAGAUCACUGGAAUCUUGAGGUUGUAAAAGACGUAUCAUUCAGCGACCGUUCCAGAGUUAGGACGUUAACUACGGCUUUCAGACUCAAACACACUAUCCUGGGCUGCUAUCUGCGCGCUGGAACCGUCAGCCUACCGCAAUGGGGGUUUAAACAAAUCGAGGUGACUUGUGAUAAGGCCAACAAGCCGAGGGACAUUUAUACACAUUGGAAUAUCGAGGCUCACUGGAAUGAUAAACUUCCUCCUGCCAACGCCAAGGCCUACAAAUCUCCAUUCUUCCAAGACUUUAUUCACCUGAAUGUAGCUAUGAUGACUUCAAACAAUGCUCUAGUGCCAGACCCCGACAAGCAGGAUGAUCUUUCAUCUCAAUUCUGGCAAUGGCCAAUAAUGAGUAUUGGUCUACGUAUGUGUAGCUGGGACGACUCGAUAGUAAAGUAUUUUCUCCUUGGAAAUCCAUUUGUGUACUGGGCAUCGAGCGCUUCACUCAUUUCUGUCGGUCUAAUACUUGCAUGGUACCUAGUCCGGUGGCAGCGCGGUUACUGUGAGCUAGACCAAGAUGAAAUAGACCAAUUGCAUUACGCAGCAAUUUAUCCAGCUCUUGGAUGGCUCUUACACUAUUUACCGUUUAUUGCAAUGGCACGAGUCACCUAUGUUCAUCAUUAUUAUCCUGCUUUAUACUUUGCGAUCUUGAACCUUGGCUUCUUAUCUGACUGGGCAUUAAGAAGGACGCGUAAAAAAAUACAAUACACGGCAUUUGCAAUCUUAUACACAAUAACUAUUGGGCUCUACAUCUACUUCAUGCCAAUCUCUUGGGGAAUGAUCGGUCCCAGCAAAAACUACAGAUAUUUGAAGUGGAUUGAGACAUGGAGAGUAGCUGAUUAG
Messenger RNA from Blumeria graminis f. sp. triticale, 2223 nucleotides. The record is from the annotation of a GenBank genome assembly. NCBI's taxonomy places the organism in Eukaryota, Fungi, Ascomycota, Leotiomycetes, Helotiales, Erysiphaceae.